Molecule: messenger RNA, 1958 nt
Organism: Mangifera indica (mango)
Lineage: Eukaryota; Viridiplantae; Streptophyta; Magnoliopsida; Sapindales; Anacardiaceae
Exons: 4
Coding region: 163-1671 (502 amino acids)
Source: RefSeq, a predicted model, not a curated record
CAUUUAAUUUAUAAUGUAAUAACAAAUAAAUUAUUAUUUAAAAAAAAUGAAAAUGAAAGGCCAAAAUGAAACUCAGUCCCUCUCACAGAAUCUGGAUAUAUAUAUGAGCACGUAUGUGUAUUAUUCUACUCUUCAUCUGCUUUGCGUUUGAAACAGAGCAAUAUGAAAACAGGCAUGGCUGGACAGCGGCAUGUGAUUUUUUUCUUGGUAAAUGUGCAUAUGGUCAUAGUGUUGAGUGUUGUUUCUGGUGUUAGAGGUAAAGAUUACAUCUCGGCUGUGGGUGAUCCAGGAAUGAGAAGAGAUGGUUUGAGACUCGGAUUUGAAGCUUGGAAUUUUUGCAAUGAGGUCGGUGAAGAAGCUCCCGGCAUGGGCAGCCCAAGAGCUGCUGAUUGCUUCGAUCUAUCCACUAAGGUCACGAAAUAUCGGAAACUCAAGAUUUCAACGCAGAGUUCUUCUCUUGAACACAAGGUGUCGGAAGCCGUUAACAAACUUGGGGUGGGCACAUCAUUUCCUGGGCUAAAACCAGUGGCUGUGAACAACACUGACCUUUAUGCAGCGGCGAAGGAAAUUUACUUGGGAUCUUUGUGCGAAGUUGAAGAUACCCCAAGCCCAUGGCAGUUUUGGAUGGUUAUGCUGAAAAAUGGAAACUAUGACGCAACCUCUGGUUUGUGUCCUCAGAAUGGGAAAAAGGUACCACCUUUCAAGCCAGGAAGGUUUCCUUGCUUUGGACAUGGAUGUAUGAAUCAGCCCAUAGUGAGCCAUCAGCCAACUCAACUAUUCAAUGACGGUACAAUGAGAGGAAGUUUUAGAGGUACUUAUGAUUUGGGUGCUGAUUUUAGCGGUGGACUUGAUGGGAUUUCUUCCUAUGAGGUAGUUUGGGAGAAGAACGUAGGUGCUGGUAGCUGGGCCUUUAGACAUAAGCUCAAGACUUCCAAAAAGUAUCCAUGGCUGAUGCUUUACCUGAGAGCAGACGCCACCAAAGGAUUCUCCGGAGGUUACCAUUACGAUACCAGAGGAAUGCUGAAGACGCUUCCAGAGUCACCUAAUUUCAAGGUCAGAUUGACUUUGGAUAUCAAAGAAGGGGGAGGACCCCAGAGCCAGUUCUACCUCUUAGAUAUUGGCAGCUGCUGGAAGAAUGAUGGUAGUGCCUGUGAUGGAGAUGUGCUGACAGAUGUAACCAGAUACAGCGAGAUGAUCAUAAACCCCGCAACUCAAGCUUGGUGCAGCCCUUCAUCGAUGAAGAAUUGCCCACCAUAUCAUAUUACUCCUAACAAUAUAAAGAUUUACAGGAAUGAUACCCGCAACUUCCCAUACGGAGCUUACCACUACUACUGUGCUCCCGGGAAUGCUCAGCAUUUGAAGGAACAAGUGGACACAUGUGAUCCUUACAGCAAUCCUCAGGCACAGGAGAUAGUUCAGUUGCUACCUCAUCCUAUAUGGGCUGAAUAUGGCUACCCAACUAAAAAGGGAGACGGUUGGGUAGGUGACGCAAGAACUUGGGAGCUUGAUGUUGGUGGCCUAUCCAGUAGAUUAUACUUCUAUCAGGAUCCAGGGACCCAGCCUGCUAGAAGAAUAUGGACAUCAAUAGACGUGGGUACCGAAAUUUUUGUUAGCAAAAAAGAUGAAGUGGCAGAGUGGACACUUAGUGAAUUUGAUGUUCUUCUCACAUAAUUCAGGGUUUGUUUUUCACCUUUGAAGACCGAAGUUAUAAAGAAUAUAUAUGUGAUUCUUCAGAUAAAGAACCGGGAUUGAGAAAGCAAACAAGCCAACAAGGGCAGGGCGUUCCUCAUCCUGGAAAUUUUAUUCAUUUACAAGCAGAUCAAAGGAUCUUAGAAACGAUAUCAUCAGUUUUCACAUUGAAAACGCCCAAAAAUUGUAGCUUAAUUGAUGUUUUCAAGUGUUUUUUUUCCUUUCUAGCUAAAGACAAUGAUGAAUGAUGCCAAGCAAGACUGUUUUUA